AUGAGCGAGCCUGCUGCAAAUGCGGUCCCACCUCCCACGAAACAAAACUUGGCGGGCGUAAAGACGGUUCUCAGAUAUACUGGCAUACCCCCCUCAUGGCUUGACAAGCGGCCGAAACUUCCUUCGCGCAAUUGGCUCAUCUUCAUAGGUGUCACGUCCACAAUUGCUGGGUACUACAUUUACGACCGCCGAAAAUGCAAGGAAAUACGCCAGGAGUACGUAGACAGAGUCAAGUGUCUCGCGGAGGUUCCCUUGCAUAGCCUUGAUUACCCACGCAAGGUUACUGUGUAUGGCUCGAAGUGGCCGGGAGACGAGGACCAUGGCCGUAGCAUAAAAUACUUCCGCAAGUACGUGAAGCCCAUUCUUGUUGCAGCUGCCGUCGACUAUGAAAUUAUCAGCGGGAAGCGACAUGGCGAACUCAUGAACCGGAUUGCAGAUGACAUCAAGCGACGACGGAGGAUUGAAGCGGGGCUGGAUCAGCCUCCUCUCACACCAAUGGUCUUGCCAAAUACAUCUCCGGAGGACAAGCGUCGGAGAGAGCUUGAUGGCGGUGUGGUCAUUGUUGGUCGUCCGACUUUCAAAGAAUACAUGGCGGGACUGAAGAAGGGUUGGACGGAGGGACUCGAACUCGUCGAUCGCGAAGAGGCGCUGUCUCGUAGGCUCGAGUCCGACGGUAGGUUUGAUGAGCCAGAGCCAGAGCCCGACCUUGCUAGCGCAAGCGAAGGAGACACCGAUGAUGAGCCUAUCCCAACCGCAUCCCGUCUCCCACCAUCUAAACCAUUUACUGCAUUCAUGCCCCCACAUCUCCAAAAAUCCGCGCCCCCGCAGCCUUCACAGUCACAUCAGGGCCCGACAAUCCCCCCUCACUUGAAUGCGCCACCAGCGUCAAUCCCCCAGCAGCCGCCCAUCCUGUUCGUGCAUUUCGUUAACUACAUCGGGCUUACCCAGAUUCCCCACAUGAUAUGGGAAUUCUUCAACGAACGUUACAAGGUGCGCGCAGGUGCAGAAGCCGCAUACCGACUGAUCUCGGGCACUACUCGUCCGUUUAUCGGCCCUGUGGCCGACGCUCUGCAUGAGGAGGCGGAUGGCACGUCACCCGCAAAACCGCACUUGUCCGAGGUCACGCCUGACGAUCUCGAGUUCGACAAGGACACCGAAUCAUAUUACAAGAAGUCCAUUGUGCGCUCUUUCGCCUCCGAGAUCGAGAAGGCACGAACGGAGUACUACGCCGGCCUUCCCGCGAAGCUAGAGACAGCACGGGCUUUGGCACGAGGCACUCGGGAACCUACGAAGGACGAGCAGAGCUUUCCGCCCCCGACCGAGGUCGAGUUGCGUGCAGAGCGGAUGAAAAAAGAGCUGCGCUGGCAGGCCGACGAGGUUGGGUGGGAUAUAAUAAAACCCGAGCGGAACGUUGCUUGGGAUGAGAGGUUUAGAAACGCGAUGUCGACAUUCGCCGAUCCUCCAUCCGACAAGGCAGACGUGGUGCGCGAUGAUCGUACAUCAUAA
Messenger RNA from Fibroporia radiculosa, 1506 nucleotides. RefSeq lists its product as uncharacterized. Gene Ontology annotation, biological process: sphingosine biosynthetic process. Gene Ontology annotation, cellular component: cytoplasm; intracellular membrane-bounded organelle; membrane. The record is from RefSeq and is a predicted model, not a curated record. NCBI's taxonomy places the organism in Eukaryota, Fungi, Basidiomycota, Agaricomycetes, Polyporales, Fibroporiaceae. Bases 1 to 1506 code for a protein of 501 amino acids. The transcript is spliced from 2 exons.